AUGUCGCUCACAAACGCAACACCGCUGGAAGUAGCGAAAGCAGCCCAAGUCGGCUCACGCAGGCUUGCGGUGCUUCCUACAGAUGAGCGCAAUGCUGCACUAAUUGCAAUUCACAAGGCCUUAGCGGACGCCAAAGAUGAGGUCCUUGCAGCCAAUAAGCAGGACCUGGAGGAUGCGAAUAAGGCUGCAGCAGGCGGGACGCUACGUCAGAGUUUGGUAAAGAGACUGGAUCUGGGGAAGCCGGGCAAAUAUGAGGAUAUGCUGCAGGGUAUCUUGGAUGUGAGGGACCUUGAAGACCCAAUCAACAAGACCACGGCGCGGACACUCCUGGACGACAACCUCAUCCUCUCCAGGGUAACAUGUCCCAUUGGCGUGCUCCUCAUCAUCUUCGAGGCUCGUCCAGAAGUCAUCGCCAACAUUUCCGCCCUGGCCAUCAAAUCCGGCAACGCGGCCAUCCUUAAGGGAGGCAGAGAGUCAUCUCACAGCUUCGCCGCCAUCGCAUCCAUCAUCUCCCAUGCCCUCUCCACCACAUCCGUCCCCUCCGACUGCCUCCAACUAGUCCAAACCCGAGAUGUAAUCGCCGACCUCCUCAAGCUAGACUCCUACAUCGACCUCUGCAUCCCAAGAGGCGGCAACGAACUCGUCCGCUACGUCAAAACCACCGCCUCCAUCCCCGUCCUAGGCCACGCAGACGGCAUAUGCACCACCUACCUCUGCGCCGACUACCCCGCCGACAAAGCCACCAAGAUCAUCGUCGACGCAAAAGUCUCCUACCCCGCAGGCUGCAACGCCCUCGAGCAGCUCCUCGUACACGAAGAUGCCCUCGCCACCACCCUCCCCCCAGUCGCACAAGCCCUCCUCGAAAAAGGCGUCUCCCUCCGCUGCGACGCCCCCUCCCUUUCCGCUCUCAAAAAAGCGCUAGACCCCAUUCUGCGGCCCUCCUCCAAGAAGCCACGGAGAAGGACUACAAAACAGAAUUCCUAG
Messenger RNA from Didymosphaeria variabile, 984 nucleotides. RefSeq names its product glutamate-5-semialdehyde dehydrogenase (gene PRO2). Bases 1 to 984 code for a protein of 327 amino acids. The transcript is spliced from 2 exons. Gene Ontology annotation, molecular function: glutamate-5-semialdehyde dehydrogenase (NADP+) activity. The record is from RefSeq and is a predicted model, not a curated record. Lineage: Eukaryota; Fungi; Ascomycota; Dothideomycetes; Pleosporales; Didymosphaeriaceae.